AUGAGAACAUGUGUGUUCAACGACUUGCGUCUUUUACGCAAAACAAUACUGCGUAACCCUGUGCAGUCGUAUUCUCCGUCACGGUUCAUCCAUUUGUCACAGAAAGGAAGGAGGCCAUGUCUGGUACCUAUCUACCAGGUGUCACGCCCAAGGAUAUGGACCGAAGGAUAUCGGAGCUUUGUCACCAGCGCAUCACGACUCAGCUCAGAACCAGAGACCAUUGAAGGGCAGAUAAUCGAGGAAGAAAAUAAGGAGGAAGAAGUAUACCACUCAAUUAUCAAAGACACAGAAAGGUCAACUGGUCCAGGAGACAAGCGAGAGUUUCAGGCAGAGACAAGGAAACUUCUGGACAUUGUGGCACGAUCUUUGUACUCAGAAAGAGAGGUGUUUAUCAGAGAGCUGAUUUCCAACUCAAGUGAUGCCUUGGAGAAGAUGCGGUACAUGGAGAUGAGUGGAACUGCUGAGGGUGACUCAACUGUGCCCCUGGAGAUACACAUCGCUGCUGAUGAUGCAAAGAAGACCUUCACUAUACAGGACACAGGAGUAGGAAUGACUAAGGAAGAGAUGAUAGAGAACCUCGGCACAAUAGCAAGGUCCGGCUCAAAGGCAUUUUUGGAGUCGGUCAGUGAGAGCAAUUCUGAUGUCAACAAUAACAUCAUCGGUCAGUUUGGCGUGGGCUUCUAUUCCUCCUUCAUGGUGGCUGACAAGGUCGAGGUGUACUCAAAGUCAAACCAACCUGAUGCUGUUGGAUACAAAUGGACAUCUGAUGGGACGGGGAUGUUUGAGAUUGCGGAGGCUGAUGGUGUACAGAGGGGUACUAAGAUAGUGCUACACCUUAAGGGAGACUGUUACAACUACUCUAACGAGGAAGUCAUCAAAGAGGUGGUAAAGAGGUACAGUAACUUUGUGGGCGUUCCUAUUUUCCUGAAUGGAAAGCGAGCUAAUGUUGUUCAGGCUCUGUGGCUGGCUGACCAGAAAGACAUUACAUCAGAAAUGCAUGAGGAAUUUUACAGAUAUAUCGGUAAUGUGUAUGAUAAGCCUCGAUAUCACCUCCACUACAAGACUGAUGCGCCCCUCAACAUCCGAGCUCUUUUCUAUGUUCCCGAGUACAAACCAACUUUAUUUGAUAUGAGUCGAGAGACAGAUGUAUGUGUGACUCUAUACAGCAGAAAAGUUAUGAUAAUGCCCCGAGCUUCUCACAUUCUGCCACGCUGGCUACGAUUUCUCAAAGGUGUUGUGGAUAGUGAGGACAUACCUCUCAAUCUUAGUCGUGAAUUACUUCAGGACAGUUCACUCAUCAGGAAGUUACGCCAAGUCCUUACCACUCGCAUUCUCAAAUUUUUCCAAGAUUGUGCGAAGAAGGACCAACCAACCUACUCUGCAUUCUACGAUGAUUAUGGCCUGUUUUUUAGAGAAGGGAUUGUCACUGAACAUGACCAGGAGAUGAGGGAAGAGAUUGCCAAGUUGUUGAGAUUUGAGUCAUCAAAGUCAGCUAAAGGAGAACGUAUCAGCAUGAAUGAGUAUGCAUCCCGUAUGAAGGCAGGAUCUCGGGAGAUCUACUUCUUGUCUGCCCCAAAUCGAGAGCUGGCAGAGCAGUCACCAUACCUUGAGGCUCUCGAGAAGAGGGAUGUGGAAGUGCUGUUUCUGUAUGAGCCGUACGACGAGCUUGUACUAAUGAACCUUGGACAGUAUGACAAAAAGUUCUUCAAGUCCAUAGAGAAUGAGAUGACAAACGACAAGGCUGACACUGACACUGUUGAUGAGACUGACGAAAAAAGUUUGCGCCAGGGAGAGGUUGAUGAUUUAAAGACUUGGUUACAAGGAGUCCUUGGCAACAAGGUCACAAAGGUCAAGGUAACAAAGAAACUGGUGUCCCAUCCAUGUGUAAUAACAGUUCCGGAGAUGGGAUCUGUUCGUCAUUUCCUCCGCACCACAUUGGCAGACAAGAGUGAGGAGGAACGCUAUCGUGUACUACAUGCUACGCUGGAGAUCAACCCUAGUCACCCACUCAUCAAGAAGAUACAUGACCUUCAAAAGACCAAUACAGACUUAGGAAGACUUGUAGCAGAACAGCUGUUUGACAAUGCCAUGAUCAACGCAGGUCUGCUGGAUGACCCCAGGACGAUGGUUGGGCGUGUGAAUGAGAUCUUGGAGAAGGCAUUAUUGUGAUAGAAAAUCCAAGAGGAACGGACUAGGGAUAGAAUUCUGUGUGGUGACUCUCAACAUACUCCAAGAGAACUGCUUUCUCAGACAAUUUGGUGACUUUGUUGUACACUCAAGAAUUACAGGAAAAAUUGUUUUAUUUUAGCCAUUCUUGCAGGUUGAUGAUGGUAUGAAUAUUCCAGUAGGGUACUGAUACUUGUUAAAAUACAGAUAUUUCUGGUCAGAGUCACGUUUAACUCCAUUGUCAUUCCUUUUCAAUUUUUCAAAAGACACAAUUUUUAUUGAUUUUUAAAAAAAAAGUUCUCUCACUGAAUUAAGAGAUAUGAUAACCAUCCAGCUGAAGUUGAUUUGAAUAAAAAAAACAUUAAAAAACACACACACACUCAUGCACAGACACACAUACUAAUACAUUAAACAAAUAUGUACUCAUGAAGCAUGAUGUUGCCAAUUUUAACUUCAUACCAAGGUCAAGGUCAUUGUCAUAGGAACUCUAUAAAAAAAAUGAAAACCAUUUUCUUGUAGGAUGAAAAAAUAGUUUUACAGCGGAUAUCUUUUCUCAACACACAGGACAUUAAGUAGACUCAUGGGAAUAUGUUUUUGACACCAGAAUUAGUAGAUUUGAUUCAUGAGUUUUAAGAGAAAUGCUUAUUUCACAUGUGUUUGACCCUUGAGAUUUGUGAUUUGACUUCUGAAAUCGCAAAAUUUCAGGGGUCAACUUGAUGCUCCAAAACACACACAUAAAAAAUCACCAAGCACUUGUGAAAAUGUACUCCUGAAGCAUAAAGUUUCAAAAUAAUUUCAUAUCAUUUCAUGUCCAUUUUGACAAAAAAGUCAAAGGUCAAUAUGACAUUAUUUCAGUGUGAGGCUCUUAAAUUGAUAUGAUGUUAAUAGUGAUGUUUACUGGUUGUAUAUGUGCAAAAGGUAUUAGAUAAAACAGCUGAUGUUGAUGUUUCUAAAGACAUUUGUUCGGGUUUUUAGGUAUUUAACUGAUAAGUGUAACGGUGAGGAAGCUUGAGUGUUAAACCAUCAGUACCUGUAGAAAACUUUGAUAUUCUUGACAAUGUAAUAUAUAGGAAAGUUUGUCAGAUGGUUAUUUUUGGUAAAAAAGACCUUGACUAUUAAAACCAUCAGUGUUACUUUUGGAUCAUGAGAUGUAUAGGGAGGAUAGUAGUAUAACUGGUGAUAGAAGUAUUGUUGGUGAGAAACUUUCACUGGUGAACCAUCAGUAUUUGUGUAAAAGUUCAGUAUUCUCAACCAAUUAAUGUGCAAGAAGGAUCAACUUGCUGUGUUAACACUGAAUGGAAUGUAGUUUUAACUUGUGUGAGACCUGUAUUUGUUUCUAGUUGAUAACAAUGUGUGCAUUGAAAUGAACAGUAGUUUAGGAGCAAUUUACUGCUGCUACCAAAUCAAUAGUUAUUUAAGACUGCAUUUAGAAGAAGCGGUAUCUUUCCUGGGUUAGAAAGCGCGUGGUUAAUUCUGUAGAGGAGAGGUGCUAGAAUGAAGUAUUGACUGGAGUAGAAGGAGGCUGUCUGCUUCCAUAGCAAGUCUUCAUCACUGACAUCCUCAAAAUACACAGUAGAGAGAGUGAUGUGUUAAUUCACCUCCAAUAAAUCCAUUGAUUCCCUCGAUAUGCUGGUGUCAGCACAUAGUCACAUGACACAUUCAUGACUUAUAUGGAGAGAUAGCCACUGAUUUCAUCAAUAAGCAGAUUAAAUGUCGUAUUUUCAUCACAUCUCUAAAUAAUUACUGAAGACCAUGGUUUAAUCGGACAUUUUGAGAUCCUUAUUACCAUGUGGACACUCUAUAAACAGGAACUCCAUUAAACUGACCAAAACUUAGGUCCCUUGUUUAUCCAUUUAAAACACAUGGUUUAUGUAUUUACCUUUAGAGGUGGGUUAUGAUUGUGAAGAUGACUUUCCCCCACUCAAUUAAACACAUAAAGAUAUAGUUAAUAUUGUACUGUGUUCAGAUUUUCAAAUUGUUUCAUUAAAUUUUUCAAUCAUAGCCCACAUUUUAAGAAAUGCUUCUGAACAAAUCAGAAUUUGAAGUAAUAGUGAAGAAUGCUGAGAAAAGAGAAAAUCAUCUUAAAAGAGGGCAAAUUACAUCACAAGAAAUCACAAAGAUCAGAGUUAACUUUUUACUACUAUAUUAUUUCACGUAAGAACUUUAUUCAUAUUUCAUGAAUUGUGAUAUCGAAUUGCAAAUCAUUACAUUUUAUACAUAUGGACUUUCAUUUGUAACUUUUCAUAACAUUUUUAGUAUGUCGCGUGGAUUAUAUAUGAAAUAAAAUGAAAAUAAAUAAA
Molecule: messenger RNA, 4466 nt
Organism: Ylistrum balloti
Lineage: Eukaryota; Metazoa; Mollusca; Bivalvia; Pectinida; Pectinidae
Product: heat shock protein 75 kDa, mitochondrial-like
Exons: 18
Coding region: 1-2169 (722 amino acids)
Biological process (GO): protein folding
Cellular component (GO): mitochondrial inner membrane
Molecular function (GO): ATP binding; ATP hydrolysis activity; ATP-dependent protein folding chaperone
Source: RefSeq, a predicted model, not a curated record